Messenger RNA from Darwinula stevensoni, 1152 nucleotides. The record is from the annotation of a GenBank genome assembly. NCBI's taxonomy places the organism in Eukaryota, Metazoa, Arthropoda, Ostracoda, Podocopida, Darwinulidae.
AUGCAUAGCAUAAGUUGGGUUAGGCAGGGAUUAAUAGAGGACUGGUCAAAAGAUUGGGAACCAAUUCUGGAAGGUUUGACCUUUUAUGUCAAGUAUGUUGGAAGUCACUUGGUUGAUGAAACGGGUGGAGAAGAUGUUACAGCUGAUGCCAUCAAAACCAUUGUAAACAUGGCAAAAAUGGCUGGGACAAAAUUGGAGAGGGUUGCAUUAACCGUGAGUUUGAGGGGCAUCUCAGUUACCUCUCUAACAUCUGCUUUCAGGAUGGACAUCUCCAUUUUCAGGAUCUCUCACUGUACUGCAGAUGCUCACUACGACCAUGUGUUUGCUUUCCUUGCCACCAAUCCCAAUGAAACUACUGAGUGUCAUGCCUUCCUCUGCCCCAAACGAAAAAUGACAGAAGCUGUAACACUAACUGUGGCUCAGUCUUUCAAGUUGGCUUUUGACUGCUGGAGCAAAGCAGAGAAGAAGAAAAUGCUGCUAUUGAAAAAGGAGAUGGAGGAAGAACAAUGGGAAGAUGAGGGCAUCUUUGCUUGUUUGGAUGGAGGAGAAAAGAGACCUCGACAGAGAGCAAUGAGCCUCAAUGAUCCCUGGAUUCCACCUCGUCCAACCUCACCAAAUAGCUUUAUCAAAAAUCUUGGGUUCGAGGAUGACUUUGUGGAAGUGAGCAAGGGAUUUUCACGCAUUCCAAACGGUCAUCCAAUGCUUGAUGUUCAAUCCCCUUCCAAGGAUAGAGAGGCAUUCCAGGAAUUCCUCAUCCCUGCAUCCCCAACAUGCAUGCAGGCAGCUUGGGAUAACUUCCUUGAGGAUGACCCACAUUCUGAUCUCAUGUCAUUCUGAUUCAUUCAUUGUGGCCUUUUGUGAUGUCUGAGUGCAAUACAGAAGAAGGUAUAGGGGAAAUAAGUAAAAAAAAAAAAAAAAGAAUCCCAUAAUUGUGAUUGACUUCUAGCCCAGUACAAAAAUAUCUUGUGAAUCCCUCAUUGGUUGCCAGGCAUACCUUAGAGAAGAAGGAAAGGAGCUGAUUGCCUUUCUGGCACUCUAAGAUGAGGCAAUUUAGAUCUGUAUUAACUUUGUCUCUGCUUUCCAUGAUGCUGUUAUUAUUGGAUUGUGUCCCAUUUGUGAAAGAGAGUUAUGCUUUCCAUGAAUUAAAUGAAU